CGGUGGCGUCUCACUCGUUGGUCCCAUCGCACGAUCAGCCUUACGGCGCCGCUCGAUUGGGCGGUGCCGCCUGCGGCCAGUCGAAAGGACGUGUUGCAUUCCCUUAGCCGCACGGAGUGCGCCUGCAGGUGUGCCAGUACGUCUUCGCCGAACAACGAUGCGCUCGCCCCCGAGUCGAGGAGAGCUGCAAACGUCCGGCCGGCGAUGGUGAGAGCCAUGAACGGGGCAGGCGCAUUGGGCGAACAGUCCACCCGAUACGCGGACGGAGCGAGGGCGAUCAAGGGGGCCCCCGCGUUCCGUCGCGCCGCCGGCCUCGUCAGCGGCGGCCGGAUCCGUUUCCCGAAGCUUGUUGAGGCGCGGGCCGCUGGUCGGUACAUUCUCGGGCAAAAUGGCCGGGACGACCGCAGCGGUAACACUGGAUGUUCCAACCGCGGGACGGGUUCCGUCGCAAGUUCCUUGGCGGGUUGGGGCGCUCAUUCUGGGCAUCAAGGUGCCCGGUCUGCGCCCAUCUGCGCGGCCUCGGGUCCGCGGGGCGGUCCCGAUAACGCUGGUUCGCCUGCGCCUCUGUGGAGCAUCUUCGCAAGCCAAAGGUGUAGGGGUCGAGAGCACGGUUGGAGAUGUCCCUCGUGUCCGUUCCCCGCGGGUCGGCAUAGGCCGCGCACACCUCGGGCCGGCGAGAGCGAGAUCCGCUGUUUCCAUUCCACGCGCAGCGCGGCUCUAGGGACUCCGACGGCGGGGGCGGAGGCCGAUAGGCGCGAGCUGCGAGGAUAUCGCCCUGGACGCGGCGGGCUUCGGCGGCAAGCUCGUCCAGAGAGCUGA
Ixodes scapularis (black-legged tick) is the source of this 819-nucleotide messenger RNA. RefSeq lists its product as uncharacterized. The transcript has a single exon. The annotation marks the transcript as partial. The record is from RefSeq and is a predicted model, not a curated record. NCBI's taxonomy places the organism in Eukaryota, Metazoa, Arthropoda, Arachnida, Ixodida, Ixodidae.